AUGUCUGUUCACAUUCUCGGCGCAGGCGCCAUGGGCAUGCUCGUAGCUCACGAGCUCGCUGUUGCCCGUCAAAUGACGCCCACUCUUCUUCUUCGUUCGCGUUCUCGGCUCGAAGCAUAUAAACUGGCAGGUCUGGCUGUGUCUGUGCUUCGGCGCGACGACUCUGGCGUCUCCACAUCCAAAAUGGAAAUGGGCGCCAUAUGUAGCCCGCCGCUUGACACUCAGGGUAAACCUGUCCAUAUCGAUAACCUCAUUUUGUCGACCAAGGCGCACGUGGCGGUCGAUGCUGUGCGGCCCUAUGUUCAGAAUCUUUCAAGCUCCAGCACGCUUCUUCUUCUCCAGAAUGGAAUGGGCGUAUCUGCUGCGCUCCAGGAUGCUCUUUGGCCUCUGCGGCUCAACAUGCCGUCUUUUUUCCAAGCAAUCAGUACCCACGGAGCAUAUAAGCCCAACCCAACCACUGUUCAUCAUGUGGGUCUAGGUUCGCUUGUUAUGGCGCCAUUGGGGACCGCCCCCGAUUCUGCUUCUCCACCGCCUCUUCUUCGUGCGCUUGAGGCAUGUCUGGCCCUCCAGGCGCAGUGCAUGGCGUUCGAGCCGUUUCUUCUCCGCCAGAUGGAGAAGCUCGUGGCCAACGCAUGCAUAAAUCCCCUCACAGCAGUGUUGGACUGCCUAAACGGCGACCUCCUUUAUGGCACCAAAAUCCCUCCCAUCAUGAAACGUGUCAUUCGCGAGUGUGUGGACUGUUUCCGGGCCGAGUAUGCGGUGCUCUCUCGAAUCCCAAACGCUCGAACCUAUUUGGACCGAGACCGUCUCCUUGCGUCUGUGGUGGAAUUGUGUAAAAACACUUCACAAAACAGUCUGUCCAUGCGGGAAGACGUACGUCAUCUACACCGCACAGAGAUUGACUGGAUCAACGGGUACAUUGUCACAUUAGGGUACCGCCAUGGGAUCCCAACGCCAACAAACCGCAUGUUGGUGGAAAUGGUCAAAAAUAAAGUGGCCAUUGAGCAGGCUAAGGAGAAUUUGGCGCUCAAGCGUGAUCGCUUUUGA
This is a messenger RNA of Clavispora lusitaniae ATCC 42720, 1047 nucleotides long. Its product is annotated as 2-dehydropantoate 2-reductase. Lineage: Eukaryota; Fungi; Ascomycota; Pichiomycetes; Serinales; Metschnikowiaceae. Gene Ontology annotation, biological process: pantothenate biosynthetic process. The record is from RefSeq and is a predicted model, not a curated record. Gene Ontology annotation, molecular function: NADP binding; 2-dehydropantoate 2-reductase activity. Gene Ontology annotation, cellular component: cytoplasm; mitochondrion.